This is a messenger RNA of Onthophagus taurus, 1836 nucleotides long. RefSeq names its product TM2 and DnaJ domain-containing protein wurst (gene wus). The record is from RefSeq and is a predicted model, not a curated record. Gene Ontology annotation, cellular component: membrane. NCBI's taxonomy places the organism in Eukaryota, Metazoa, Arthropoda, Insecta, Coleoptera, Scarabaeidae.
UUUUAUAUAUAAAUUUUUGCGUGGUUAACGUUUGUAACAUUCGUAUGAGAGAGAUGAUACUUAAGGUACCGUAACCUGUUUACCUGUCCAACGGCAGACGACGACGUGGACUGCGUUAGGUAGUAUCACAAUACGUGUCGUUGAACUUGAACUUACGUCUUCGUUUCAAUAUGAAUUGAACACGCGCGAAGUGAACCGAAACGAUAGGACAAUUUAAAGAAAAAAAGAUAACUGAAAACCCUUGAAUGUGCUGUAGUGGCAGUAUAAAAUCAUGUGCUUCCCCGGGGACUUUUCUAUAAACAAACGAUAAGAAUCGAGUUUGUUACAGAUAAAGAAGUUCGGGUUCGUUUUCAAACGACGAUCAUGAGUGAAUAUUUUGAAUAACUUCGAAGUGUUAUCGCUGUUUCUGCUCAGUUAAGGUUUUAACUCAGUGGUGAAAAUUGUAAAUUGAACAAAAUUGAAAUAUGGCCAAAGAAAGGAAGCCAAAUAAAAGUGUGUUUUUGGCAUAUCUUUGUUGGGUAUUUGGAGGAAUUUUUGGGUUGCACUUAUUUUAUUUGAGAAGAGAUGCACAGGCUUUUCUCACGUGGAGUACUCUUGGAGGCUACGGAUUGGGGUGGUUGGCUGAUAUUACGAAGAUUCCGAGAUAUGUUAAAGAAGUGAAUCAGGAUCCAGCUUUGAUGAAGGAGAUGAUGAGAAAAAUACGUGAAAACAAAAAGCCUCCUUUCUCUAUAUCGAGGUUUAUGUCUUCUCUAAUGAUAUCCUACUUAUGGGGACAACUAGUAAUGAUUGCCAUACCAGAAGAUGACUUUGGCGGAUAUAAUUGGCAGUAUUUGCAUUGGUUUAUACCAUUAGGAGCUAGUUUAGGUGUUUGGAUAGUAGGUAAUAUUGGUAGAGAAAAAGGUUCUCCAUGGUACGCAAUUGGGGGCGCUUAUGUAGGAUACCUAGUCAGAUAUAUCUAUUUUGAUGAAAGCGUGUGGUUUUCAUCGAUGAUCGUUACGUCGGCUCUUGCGUUUGAUACAUUUUCAAAGGAAUGGAGAAAAGAUCCUCCAAAAAGAAAAUCUUUUUUCAAACGAGUAUUUGUUUUAACGACGUGCGGAAUACUUUACUUAAGUUUAUGGUCGUGUUACUUUUACUUUAACGGAAAAAUAACCGAUUCAAAUGGCGAUACAGUUCCUGUACACGAAGCUUUUCAUCACUUUUUCACGUCUCCCUGGUGGACUGACCUUAAACAAUCGUUACAUGACAUUUAUAUUUAUGCUCAACAUCAUGGCUGGUAUGAAAUUUAUAAGCAAAUAAUAGAUUUAUCGGAUGUAAAUGGCGAGCAAAACGCGUAUAAAGUGUUAGGUUUGGGACCCACAGCCUCUCAAUCUGAGAUUACAGCGAAAUGGAGAGCGUUGAGUAGAGAGUUUCAUCCGGAUAAAAUCAAAGAUCCAGCAAAACAAAGGGAAGCUCAAGAAAAGUUUAUGGAAAUUCAACAAGCUUAUGAAAUAUUAUCUAAUAUUAAGACUAAAAGGAAACGAAAAAAUAAUAAAUCCGUUGAUCAGUGAUUAUUAAAAAAUUAAAUCUCCUUUCAGUAGGGGAGAAAACUAAAUUUAAGACCACUUUUACCAAUUUCAAUAUAAAAAAUUAACCUUCAGUUUAUAAUAUUUGAGUAGAAAUUAAGUUAAAUCAAUCUGAAAUUUGUAAAAUUGGUCUUUGUUUUUAUUGUAACAUUUAAUCGUCCUCUACAGGCUGUCUAUUAAGUUUAAAGUUUUUAUUUUAAGUAACUAAUGUGUGUAUAGAAGUGUGUAUGUUUAAUAGAUGAUGCUAUAAAUAAAUGAGUUGGACUUUUACAAA